Molecule: messenger RNA, 1047 nt
Organism: Exophiala bonariae
Lineage: Eukaryota; Fungi; Ascomycota; Eurotiomycetes; Chaetothyriales; Herpotrichiellaceae
Exons: 1
Coding region: 1-1047 (348 amino acids)
Source: RefSeq, a predicted model, not a curated record
AUGGCGGCACUUGGGGAAAUGCAGCCUCCUCCUCCACCUCCCAUCCAGAUACGCCAGGCCGUCGACGAGGUUAUAAACCUCAUCGUACAAAUCCGUCACAAACUUACCACUAUGAUCAACUGGUACAUAUACCCUGAAAUUGUACCCAGCGAGAUCAAGGCAUAUGAACCACGUUUAAUCAUCCUUCAAGAGCGCCUCAGAGCACUAGGAACGAUUUCGUAUGAGGAGCUGGCCAAUUUGGUUGAUGGAUCUGAUGGUCUAGCAUCACAGUACCUACUUCAGAUCGUGGAACAGCUGCUGACCUCUGUGAUUGCAAUCGAAAAGAUUUUUGCCAACCACUACGAUCCUGAGCUCCACAUGAAAAGGCCCAUGAACACAAUCUGGUAUACGCUGGACUAUCGAGGCCAGCAAUUGAGACUAGUAGCAGGACAACCGAUGAUCAAUCCUCGUCGCCUCUUUCCUGAGGAUUACCGUGGUGUCAAUGUACUUGGGAAUUUUUGUCGUGGUGCGGUACAAAUCCUAAACAACCGAGAUCGUGGCAAAAUCUCCUUCAUCGAGAAAAAGGACUUGAAGGAAGAAAAUAGCCGCAAACUGCGAGAUUUUGGUGGCGCAUUCUUGUACUGGGAGUGCGCUGACUGUGCGUACAAAGUGCGAUAUCACGUUAGCAACUCCAUGACUUCGAAUAUCCACACAACGGAUGAAUUCCGAGAACAGGAAUCGGCUGCAAUCCAGUAUCGGAGUUCAUUUCUAGCGAGAAGCCACUUAUAUCUGCCACUGGCUUCGACAACACUCGGAUCGUUGGGGAAACGCGAAAGUUUGACCAUCUCCUCAUCCACAACCAAGUAUGGAUGUCUGUUCUGCGCAUCCAAGGGAAAAGAAUUGAAACGGGGAAGUACAGCCUUUGCCAGGCCCGAAGAUUUGGCGGAACAUAUUGGCACGUACCACAGAAAGCCACUGCCACCAAGUAUUUUACUCCACAAAUACCUCGUGGCAAUUGCGGGUAAAAUGGUCAAUGAUCGUCUUCGGUGGGAUUUGAACUUUUUGUGA